This is a messenger RNA of Malaya genurostris, 1617 nucleotides long. RefSeq lists its product as uncharacterized. Gene Ontology annotation, molecular function: aspartic-type endopeptidase activity. The record is from RefSeq and is a predicted model, not a curated record. The transcript has a single exon. Bases 1 to 1617 code for a protein of 538 amino acids. Lineage: Eukaryota; Metazoa; Arthropoda; Insecta; Diptera; Culicidae. Gene Ontology annotation, biological process: proteolysis.
AUGUCAAUCCAAAUAUUCCUGUCGCAACUGCAAAGGCCGUCAUCAUACUUAGUUUACUUUAAGCCGGAAAGGAAUAAGAAUCCAAAGGUUGCAGUAGUUGCUGAGGACUAUGGAGAACCUGCAGUCGAAUCACCAUCAAAUCCAUCUCCCACUCAAGUGGCUAACUUGGCAGCCAGUGAUAUGUUGAUAACGGUUGCGGCUUACCAAUAUGCUACGCAAGUUAUUCUAGCAACAGCAGUCGUCUUAAUAGAGGAUAACACCGGUAAUCGAUUACCAGCUCGGGCUCUACUGGAUUCUGGUUCAAAAAGCAACUUUAUUACAGAGCGGCUAGUACAGCGGAUGCAAUUUUCUCGUGUAGAUAUUUCGAUACUAGGAAUCGGUCAAACGAAGACCAAGGUAAAGCACAGGAUACGUGCGGUGAUACGGUCACGAACAUCUGCAUUUUCUCGAGAGCUAGGAUUUUUGGUUCUUCCUAAGGUUACGGUAAACCUUCCAAGCACCACCAUCAACACGGAUAGAUGGUCGAUUCCGACAGGAAUUCAACUGGCCGACCCAGCGUUUUUCGAGUCGCAGGUAGUGGACCUCGUACUUGGAAUUGAACCAUUUUUCAAAAUUUUCGAAACCGGUCGAAGAAUUUCAAAUGGUGAAGGAUUACCAACAUUGAACAAAUCUGCAUUCGGAUGGAUGAUAUGUGGUGGUAUCGCGAAUCCGAGCCAAUCCUCACAUAUCAGCUGCAAUGUGUCCACAUUGGAAGGUCUCGACGAAAUGUUGUCUCGAUUUUGGUCAUGUGAGGAGGUCGAAUUAAGCAACCCACUUUCACCAGAGGAAAAACGCUGUGAGGAACUAUUUUUGCAAUCCGUUCAUAGGAAUGCUAACGGUCGAUAUACUGCGGCUUUGCUAAAACGAGAAGACAUAUUCUCUAGGUUAGGCGAGUCUAGAGAUAUAGCUUAUCGACGUUUACAGAGAACUGAACGUAGGCUGGCGAAGAACUUAGGACUACGUGAUCAAUACUCGGCAUUCAUGGAGGAACAUGUAUCAUUGGGACAUAUGCGCAAGGUCGAUGAUGCUUCAUCUGGUUCGGUUAAACGGUGCUAUUUAUUACAUCACCCAGUGAUCAAAGAGUCCAGCACGACUACCAAGGUUCGUGUAGUAUUCGAUGCCUCCUGUAAAACGUCUUCGGGAACCUCACUCAACGAUGUGUUGCUGGUGGGACCAGUGAUACAGGAUGACCUACGCUCAAUCAUAUUACGAAGUCGGACCAAACAGAUUAUGCUCGUGUCUGAUGUGGAAAAAAUGUUUCGUCAGAUCAAUGUUUGCCAGGAAGAUCGUGCACUCCAAUGCAUUCUUUGGCGGAAGAGGCCUACGGAUAAGGUUGACAGGUAUGAACUAGGCACAGUGACAUAUGGUACCAAAUCCGCGCCAUUUCUAGCCACCAGGAUACCUCACCAGUUAGCAUCGGAAGAAGAGGAAAGGUAUCCACUCGCAGCAAGAGCGGUAAUCAAUAAUACAUAUAUGGAUGAUGUGAUCACGGGUGCAGACGAUAUAGACAUUGCAAUCAAACUACAAGCACAGCUAGAAUCUAUGAUGGCCAAGGGAGGAUUUCGACUAAGAAAGUAG